Molecule: messenger RNA, 1173 nt
Organism: Didymosphaeria variabile
Lineage: Eukaryota; Fungi; Ascomycota; Dothideomycetes; Pleosporales; Didymosphaeriaceae
Exons: 1
Coding region: 1-1173 (390 amino acids)
Source: RefSeq, a predicted model, not a curated record
AUGGGCGGUCAGGCUUUUGCACAUAUCGUCGCAGACAAACCCAUCGAUAUUCCGCGGCUGUCACCAGAUACCUACCAGCAAGUAGCCGCGGACGUCAAGUUGAAGUUGGAGACACUGUUCCAUCAUGUCACAAUACCUCGAGAUGCUCCUGAAAAAAUCGAUUUCGGCGACAUUGACUUCCUUGUAGAAGGCAUACGUGAUCCGAAGACCGAUAGCAACAUUUGGAUUAGCGUGAAAGAAGUACUCGGCGCUGAGCUCUUUGUGUCCCCUCAUCAUUUUGGGAUUAAGCACCCCUCAAUAACAAAUGCCUAUGUGCAGGUGGACGUUGAACUGUCUCCAGGAAUCGGCGCGGAACUCUUCGAAUGGACGAACUUCAUGAAGAGCGAUUCGGAUCUUCUGCAGAUCGUCGGAGUCGUUCAUCGGUCUCUUGGUAUAACAUGCACUGACAAAGGUAUGCACGUUCGUGUGGAAGAGGUGGAACCGUACAACAGGAAGAAGAGCAUGCUUUUCCUCACGCGAGAUCCGAAUCAGGCGAUGGAAUUUUAUGGAUACGAUAAGGCCAAGUACCAUCAAGGUUUUGACAGCGAGGCCGAGAUGUUCGACUGGGCGACUAAUGGCCGAUACUUCUACUGGAAAGUCUACGAGGACCGCGACGAAACCUCAAACGACCGAACACGAUUGAAUAAGCGCCCGAUGUUCCGACGUUUCGUACAUGAGUAUAUGCCUUCCUGUGGCAAAGGCACGAUUUCGCACACUCAGACAGAGAACAGCGACCCUGACGCAGAGAAGGCUAUCCCAUCUCGACAAGACGUACUGCAAGAGGCCUUGCGCAUGUUCGACAAGCAUGAGGAGUACAAUGCAAUCAUCCUGGAGCACAGAACGAAGGGCGUCGAAGAAGCACUGUGGCUACAGAUCAACAAUUCAAUCCCGUCGCAAAAUGCAGCUCGCGGAACCAUCUUGAAAGGCCUGAAGAGGUGGGUGGCUUUCAUAAAUGGCCGCCCAUAUAUCACUGAGCGGCCGAUUGCGACGAGCAUGAAACUGAAGUGGUCCGAACACGUUCCCGAUGACGCUAUACCGGACCUUCUGGCAUGGAUUGCAGAGAAUCGGGACCAGAUCGGAGAGCUUGAGGAAUUCCGCGCCAGCGAGGCGAGGAAGGCGGGCAUGAAGAAUUGA